Molecule: messenger RNA, 6236 nt
Organism: Hippopotamus amphibius kiboko
Lineage: Eukaryota; Metazoa; Chordata; Mammalia; Artiodactyla; Hippopotamidae
Gene: INCENP
Product: inner centromere protein
Exons: 18
Coding region: 159-2801 (880 amino acids)
Biological process (GO): metaphase chromosome alignment; meiotic spindle midzone assembly; mitotic cytokinesis
Cellular component (GO): meiotic spindle midzone; kinetochore; midbody
Molecular function (GO): protein serine/threonine kinase activator activity
Source: RefSeq, a predicted model, not a curated record
UUGGCCCGCGCUGCACCGCCCCGUUGCUUCCUGGCAGCCGCGAGCCUUGGAGUCCCGGAGCGGUAGGACUUGGGCGGGCUGGGAUUUGUGCUGGGGAGGUCGCCGGACUUGGAUCGGAGCAGCACUUAGGAGACGCGGUGCAGUCGAACAGAUCCACCAUGGGGACGACAGCCCCAGGGCCCAUUCACCUGCUGGAGCUCUGUGACCAGAAGCUCAUGGAAUUUGUCUGCAAUGUGGACAAUAAGGACAUGGUGUGGCUGGAGGAGAUCGAGGAGGAGGCCGAGCGCAUGUUCACCAGAGAAUUCAGCAAAGAGCCUGAGCUGAUGCCCAAAACACCUUCUCAGAAGAACCGACGGAAGAAGAGACGGAUUUCUUAUGUUCAGGAUGAAAACAGAGACCCCAUCCGAAAAAGCAGGUUGUCCCGCAGAAAGACGCGGAGCAGCCAGAGGGGCUCCCGGUACCUCCGCAGCAAGGACAAGGUGGAGAAGCUGGCCACAGUGGUGGGGGAGAACGGCUCCGUCCUGCAGCGGGUGACCCGUGCUGCGGCCGCAGCUGCAGCAGCCUCCGCGGUGGCGGCCACUCCUUCACCCACCCCUGAGUCUCCCACGGUGCUGACCAAGAAGCCCAAGGAGAGUCUGAUCCCGUGCCCGCUGGUACCCGUGGUGGAGAUUGGCGUCAGCGAGCGCCGGAGCGCCGAGCAGCACCUCAGCCAGCUCCAGUCUGCCCAGGCUCCAUCCCCAGCCCCGGCUCCGGCCGCAGCUCCAGCCUCCCACAUCAUCUUGAUCUCGGAUGAGGACUCAACACCCCAGAAGCCAGAGGCCCGGAGACUGGAGUCUGUCACCGUGAGCUCGCUGAUGACUACACCCCAAGACUCCAAGGGCCGAGGGGUCGGAGCAGGAAGGUCUGCCUCCAAGCUCAGGAUUGCGGCGGCCUCCCCAGGCCCGCAGGACUCGCCCGGCUCUCCGGCCUCCCCGUGGCGGGAGCGGGUGCUGGCUCCCAUCCUGCCUGAUAACUUCUCCACGCCCACGGGCUCCCGUGUGGACCGGCGGUCGGUGCGGCGCAGCCUGAUCGCCCCGUCCUCCCCGGGCCCCCAAGUCUCGGUGGCCCAGCAGUACUCCCUGGUUUCCAAAGAGGAGAGCACCGUCCGAAGGUCAAGCAGAAGGAUUGCCAAGAAGGCCACCAAAGAGCCGGCCCCCUCCGCCCGCAUCAUCUGCCACAGUUACCUGGAGAGGCUCCUGAAUGUUGAGGUGCCCCAGAAAUUCAGCCCCAAGGCAGAGGAGCCCAGCAAGGAUGCUAAGCCGGAGGAGACGGCCGAGCCAGAGGCCCCCAAGAACAAUGGCAGUGCCUUGCGGCUCCGCAGUGCCACCAAGAUCGCCAUUAGCACACCCGGCCCGCAGCCUGCAGCUGGUGGCCAGGGAACGCCCUCUGAAGGGCGGCAGGAGGCCAAGACUGACCAAGCCGAUGGCCGCAAGGAGCCGCCUCAGAGUGUCAGGAGGAAGCGCAGCUACAAGCAGGCGGUGAGUGAGCUGGACGAGGAGCAGCAGCUGGAAGAUGAGGAGCUGCAGCCGCCCAGGAGCAAGACCCCUUCCCCGCCCUGUCCCGCCAGCAAGGUGGUGCGGCCCCUCCGGACCUUCCUGCACACCGUGCAGAGGAACCAGAUGCUCAUGACCCCAACCUCGACCCCCCACAGCAGCAUCAUGAAAUCCUUCAUUAAGCGCAACACCCCCCUGCGUGUGGACCCCAAGGAGAAGGAGCGGCAGCGCCUGGAGAACCUGCGGCGGAAGGAGGAGGCCGAGCAGCUCCGCAGGCAGAAGGUGGAGGAGGACAAGCGGCGGCGGCUGCAGGAGGUGAAGCUGAAGCGCGAGGAGCGCCUCCGCAAGGUGCUGCAGGCCCGGGAGCGGGUGGAGCAGAUGAAGGAGGAGAAGAAGAAGCAGAUUGAGCAGAGGUUCGCUCAGAUCGAUGAGAAGACGGAGAAGGCCAAGGAGGAACGACUGGCGGAGGAGAAGGCCAAGAAGAAGGCAGCGGCCAAGAAGAUGGAGGAGGUGGAGGCGCGCAGGAAGCAGGAGGAGGAGGCGCGGAGGCUGAGGUGGCUACAGCAGGAGGAGGAGGAGCGGCGCCACCAGGAGCUGCUGCAGAAGAGGAAGGAGGAGGAGCAGGAGCGGCUGCGAAAGGCGGCCGAGGCCAAUAAGCUGGCGGAGCAGCGCGAGCAGGAGCGGAGGAGGGAGCAGGAGCGGCUCCAGGCCGAGAGGGAGCUGCAGGAGAGGGAGAAGGCCCUGCGGCUACAGAAGGAGCGGCUGCAGAGGGAGCUGGAGGAGAAGAAGAAAAAGGAAGAGCAGCAGCGCCUGGCUGAGCAGCGGCUGCAGGAGGAGCAGGAGAAGAAAGCCAAGGAGGCUGCGGCAGCCAGCAAAAGCCUGAACGUGACCGUGGAGGUGCAGUCUCCAGCUUGUACCUCCUAUCAAAUGACUCCACAGGGGCACAGGGCCCCCCCCAAGAUCAACCCGGAUAACUACGGGAUGGAUCUGAACAGCGAUGACUCCACCGAUGACGAGGCCCACCCCCGCAAGCCCAUCCCCACCUGGGCCAGAGGCACCCAGCUCAGCCAGGCCAUCAUCCACCAGUACUACCACCCCCCUAACCUUCUGGAACUCUUCGGAACCAUUCUCCCACUGGACUUGGAGGACAUCUUCAAGAAGAGCAAGCCCCGCUACCAUAAGCGCACCAGCUCUGCCGUGUGGAACUCGCCGCCCUUGCAGGGCACCAGGGUCCCUGGCAGUCUGGCCUACAGCCUGAAGAAGCACUGAGCCAGGCCCACGGGCCUGCUCGGCAGUCUCAGCCUUCGUCUCUGUCUGUCUGUCCGUGUCUCUGUUGGUCCGGUGCCCUCCCGCCGGGUAUCCUGUCGCUGAGGGUUUGGUCACAUGUAUAUAAACGUCCUCUGUGUGCUACAGGUGGAAAGCAGCCCAGGCAUGUUGGGAGGCUGAGCUUGGUGGGUGUUCAGGGAAGACCCAGGCCCAGCCCUGCCUGGUCUGCCGACAGCACUCUGUAAAUAGGUUGUUAGAACUCAGCUGAAUUUUAGCCUCUAGUGUUUGAGAGCUAGAUUAAUAAAGUCUAUUCCUUCAAGCCUGCUGUUAGUAUCAUGAAGACUGGGCUUCUCUGCAGAAAGUCCUGGACCCCAGCCUUGUCUUGGGCUGCUGGAUGGGCUGGAGGAAUGGGAACUACUUAUUCUCCUGGGGUGUGCGUCAAGGUCACCUGGGUCCCACCCCCGAGAUGCUGAUGGAGUGGGUGAUUCUGAUGCCAGCCCUGGACAACCCUGCAAAACACUUCAGGUACUUUUGUGUUGGGGCAGGUGAUGAUACUUCCUGUUUUUCUGGGGAGCACCCUGCCUGUAAAGGGGGGCUCAUUCAAUGGGUAAGACCUGGGGUUGAGGUCAGGAGAAUUGGGCUCUUGACACAACUCUGCCACUUAAAAGAGGCCCUCAGCCCCUCCUGCCUCAGGCUCCAUCCACCCUUGCUGCACGGAUGGUGAAAGGAUGAAAGAACAUGGACGUGCUGCUGAAGCAGGAGAUCUGGGUUAGGAAGGGGACUUCUCUUGAAAACUACCUCGGGACCAGUACGUGCAAGUAGUUGAGAUGUUUCUCCAACGAAACCAGGCAGCUGCUAGUUAAAUGCUUAGUGUCCAUGGAAGCUGCCCUGCCCCAUAGCUGCCAACUGUGUUCUAAACGUGCCACAUCUUCGUUAUCUACUUCAGCCCCCUGGAAUGGGGGUUGGUGAAUUUGGGCCUAUGGGCCAAGUCAAGUCGCAGUCCCCGCUUUACUUUUGUAAAGUUUCAUUGAACCCGCCCAAUAGAAAUGAAUGCCUGUCGUCUCCAGCUGCUCUGCUGAGGGCAGAGUUAAGUAGUUACAACAGAGGCCUUAUGGUUCGCAAAGCUGAGGAUGAAUCUUUACAGAAAAUUGUUUGCUGAUCCUGCUUUAGGACAAAAUCAAAGCUGAAUAUGAGAGGUUUUUAAAAUGAGUGAAGAGUGAAUGCAUGCAACAGGCUGAAAUCUAGAAGAUUCCACCCAUGCCAAAAAAAAAAAUUUUUACAGUUCAUUCAAAUAUGGUGCACAGUUUAAAUUUGUUCCAUAUGUUCUCUAAUGAGAAACUGUUGUGUUGAGUCAACUGCUGAGUGUGUCUUUGCCUAAAGCCACGUCAAAAUAUUACCUCUUAGAAAAGCAUAUUUAUACAGUGUGUUUGAGAAAAAAAUUGUUAUUGAGCAAAAAGGUAGUUACAAGUUGUUCUGCAUCUUCACCAGCACUUCUUAUUGUCAGUGUUUCUUAUUUUAGCCAUUCUAAUAGAUGCGUAGUGAAUUCUUAUCGUACUUUUUAAUUUGUGUGUCCCUCGUGGCUGGUGAUGGUGAACAUUCUCUCAUGUGCCUACUUGCCAUCUGUGUAUCUUCUUUGGCAAAGUGUUUGUUCAACUUAUUUGUUUUUUUGUUUUUUAUUGUUUUGGUUCCUUUUUUAUUGGGCGAUGGUUACGUCUUUCUUCAUGGGCCUUGUGAUCCGCUCCCAGCCUCGCCCCCCCACCCGCCACUGUGGCCGUGCAACACAGUAUGUGGGAUCUUAGUUCCCCAACCAGUGGACCAGGGAUCAAACCCAUGCCCCCUGCAGUGGAAGCAUGGAGUCUUAACCACUGGACCACCAGGGAAAUCCCUCAUUUGUUCAUUUUUAAAUUGAGUUGUUAGUUUUCUUAAUGUUGUGUUUAGAAUCUCUAUGUGUUAUGGAUACAAAUCUGUUGUCAGAUACGUGCUUUGCAGUAUUUUCCCGUAGUCUGCAACUUGUCUUUUCAUUCAUUUAACAGUAUUUUUCACAGAGCAGAAAUUUUAAUUUUGAUGAAGUCCAAUUUGUGAACUUUUUUUCCUUUUAUGGAUUGUGCUUUUUUGGCUUCAUGUUAAGAAAUCUUUGUCUAGCCCCAGUUCUCAAAGAUUUUCUCCUAUAUUUUCUUCUAAAUAUUUUAUAGAUUUACAUAUUACAUUUAGGCUUAUGAUCUGUUUUGAGGUAAUUUUUUUUAAUGUUUUUUAUGUUUUUUGUUUUGGGGAGCAUAUAAGAUGGAUGUUCAGUUGUUCUAGAACCAUUUGUUUAAAAGACUUCUUUUUCACUGAAUUUCUUUUGUAUCUUUGUCAAGAGUCAAUCAGCCAUAUUUGUAUGGGUCUACUUUCAGACUUUGUAUUCUCUUUCAUUGAUCUAUGGGUCUCUCCUUUUACCAGUACCACAUGGUCGAGAUUACUAUAGCUUGUAUAAGUCUUAAAAAUAUGGUAGUGUGAUUUCUCCAUCUUUAUUCUUUUAAAAUUAUUUUGGCUUUUCUAUCAAUUUUGUCUUUUUGUAUAAAUUUUAGAAUCAGCUUAUCGAUACAAAAAUGCUGCUGGGAUUUUGAUUGAAAUUCUAUUAAAUCUAUAUAUUAUAAGUUUGGGGAGAAUUCACAUGUUUAUGAUAGUGAGUCUACUAAUCCAUGAACAUGACAUAUCUCUCUAUUUAUUUACAUCUUUACUUUCUUUUAUCAGCAUUUUGUACUUUCAGCAUGCAGAUCCUAUAUAAGUUUUGUUGGAUUUAUAGCUAAGUAUUUAUUUUCUUGGUGCUGUCAUAAAUGGUAUUGUCUUUAUAAUUUUGGUUUCUACCUGUUCAUUGCUGGUAUAUAGAAAUGCAGUUGACUUUGGUGUGUUGACCUUUUAUCUUGUGAUGCAACUAAAGCAGUACUUAGAGGAAAAUUUAUAGCACUAAAAUGCCUGUUAGAAAAAGUGUCAAAUCAGUGACCCUAGCUUCCACUUUAAGAAACUAGAAAAAGAAGAGCAAACAAAAAUAUAAGCAGAAGAAGGGAAAUAACAAAGGUAGAGCAGAAGUCAAUGAGAUUGGAGGAAAAUAAUAGAGAAAAUUUAAUUAAAGCAAAAGCUGGUUCUUUAAGAAACUAAAAAAAAAAAAGUAAACCUCUGUCAUGACUGAUGAGAAAAAGAAUAAAUAAAUGACCAGUGUCAGGAAUGAGAGGACGCACCACUACAGAUUCUACAGAUACUAAAAGAGAAUAUUAUGAACAACUUAUGGUAAUUUGACAGUUUAGGUGAAAUGAACACAAAUUCCUUGGAAGAUAAAAAUUAUCUCAGUUCACUCAGGAAGAAGUAUGAGGGUGAGUCAAAAAUUAUCUGCAUGCUGGCUGUAGAAUUUACAGAUGUUUUAAUAUAAUUGGAGUGCAGAUAAGUUUUGACUCACCCACA